Messenger RNA from Camellia sinensis, 1815 nucleotides. Its product is annotated as solanesyl diphosphate synthase 1, chloroplastic. Gene Ontology annotation, cellular component: chloroplast. Gene Ontology annotation, biological process: isoprenoid biosynthetic process; plastoquinone biosynthetic process. The record is from RefSeq and is a predicted model, not a curated record. Gene Ontology annotation, molecular function: prenyltransferase activity. NCBI's taxonomy places the organism in Eukaryota, Viridiplantae, Streptophyta, Magnoliopsida, Ericales, Theaceae.
ACCACUCAAUACCCAUGUACUUGUUAUUAACUACACCCAUUGAAAUUCAACUUCUCUUUCUCUCUCUGAAGACAACAGCUUCUCAGAUUAGAACCCAGAUCAAAUAUACAUUGUUAUUUGAAGUUUACUUUGUUACUCUCUCACUCCUCAAUCUCUGUUUGAUUAUUUUCUUGGCGGGUUUUUACUGAAAUGGGAAAUUAAGCAAAUUUCUGAGUUGGGUUUUUUCAUUCGAGAGAAAAAAAUUUGGGUUUUUUUGAUACCUGGGAUUACUUAAGAUGAUGCUAAUGACACGCUAUAAUCUCGAGUUUGGUCGAACUGGGUUGGAUUUGGUUUCUUGUGGGUGCUCUUCCAAUGCUUCGUUUGAACAAUUUACAGUGAAAACCUAUGCAAAGGGGGUUCACAGGGGUUUUAAAAGAGGCUAUGUGGCUCGGAAAUUGGCCUGUUGUCGGAGCGGCAUUGCUCGGUGUCGUGUUUUCUCUACAAUGACUCCGGAGACUAUGCUGAAUGGGGCUGUAUCAGGUCCUCCACCAGUGUUGGACGUGAAGAGAGUUUCUAGAAGCCCUAUUUCAUUGACAAAUAUGUUUCAACUGGUUGCUGAUGACCUCCAAACAUUGAACAAAAAUCUACAAUCAAUUGUUGGUGCAGAAAACCCAGUUUUGAUGUCAGCCGCUGAACAGAUCUUUUCUGCCGGUGGGAAGAGGAUGAGGCCGGCUUUGGUGUUCCUAGUGUCUAGAGCCACUGCAGAAAUUGUAGGCUUGAAGGAACUUACUAAAGAACAUAGACGUUUGGCAGAGAUUAUUGAGAUGAUCCAUACUGCAAGCUUAAUUCAUGAUGAUGUAUUAGACGAGAGUGACUUGCGAAGAGGAAAGGAAACUGUUCACCAACUCUAUGGUACUAGAGUGGCAGUCCUUGCUGGCGACUUCAUGUUUGCUCAGUCAUCAUGGUACCUAGCUAAUCUUGAAAACCUUGAAGUCAUAAAGCUCAUCAGCCAGGUUAUCAAAGAUUUUGCUAGUGGUGAAAUAAAGCAGGCAUCAAGUUUGUUCGACUGCAACGUUGAACUUGACGAGUAUUUGAUCAAGAGCUACUACAAAACAGCUUCCUUAAUUGCCGCUAGUGCCAAAGGAGCUGCAAUUUUUAGUGGGGUUGAUAGAGGUGUUACUGAGCAGAUGUAUCAAUAUGGUAAGAAUCUUGGUCUAUCUUUCCAAGUUGUUGAUGACAUAUUGGAUUUCACACAAUCAGCGGAGCAGCUGGGGAAGCCAGCUGGCAGUGACCUGGCAAAAGGGAACCUGACUGCACCAGUAAUUUUUGCACUAGAGAAAGGACUGAAACUGAGAGAACUCAUCGAUUCCGAAUUCUCUGAGACUGGUUCGCUUGAUGAGGCCAUUGAAUUAGUUAAGAGUUGUGGGGGGAUCGAGAGAGCCCAAGAUCUAGCAAGAGAGAAAGCUGAUCUUGCAAUCCAAAACCUUCAGUGUCUUCCUCAGAGCACGUUUCGAUUUGCACUUGAGGGAAUGGUGAAGUAUAAUCUAGAGCGGAUUGCUUAGAUAUGGAAAACAUCUAAAGUAGAAGAUAAUUAUGUUUGAAGUCGAAGCCAUUCUUGACAAGAAUUUGUUUAAGCAUUCAAGGUGAGGAGCUUAAAGCUGCUUGUGAUUCGGCACAUAUACAACCUUCUCAAAAUAACAUUAUUCAAUGAUUGUUGUACACUAGCGAUGUCUGAGUUAACAAAUAAUAUCGAGCAAUACUAUUGUCUCGGGCUUAUAGAUCAAUAAAUUUCGAGUUCCAUAUUGGCAGCUUGUGAAUUUGUUUAUCAUUUGUGGA